Molecule: messenger RNA, 2724 nt
Organism: Rana temporaria (common frog)
Lineage: Eukaryota; Metazoa; Chordata; Amphibia; Anura; Ranidae
Product: collagen alpha-2(I) chain-like
Exons: 2
Coding region: 162-2027 (621 amino acids)
Biological process (GO): DNA integration; DNA recombination
Molecular function (GO): DNA binding
Source: RefSeq, a predicted model, not a curated record
ACGGAGCCCAACUGCAAGUCAGCGUAGGGCCGGCCAUGACAGGGUUAACAGAACCCUGGUAGCUGGGGGGGAAGGAGGAGCAGGAGCUGUGGGAGGGGAGUUUACACAUAUCUCUCACCAGCCAGUUUCCCGGGCAGACAGGCGUGGGGGAGCAAAGUUGCAUGGUCUGUACAGCCUGCAGCUGGGAUUUUUUUCUGCACAGCAAGCGUUGGGACACAGGUAGGGGCGGCGAGAUGGCAGGGAUUGAAGCCCUGUUUGCACAGCUUAGGGCUGAGGCGGCGGUGCGGGGGGAGGACUGGCUGCAGCGUCAGCUGGGGACACUUCUCCCUCAGAACGGGGCAGCAAGCGGCGCGGCGCCGUCGGGGCCUAACCACACGGGCCGGGACAUUAUUCAGAGCGGUGGGGAAGCAGCGCUAUCGGGGCCCAGUCACACCGGCCGGGGGACCGCGCGGUCGCGCUCAUCGCGCCCCCCCCGCAGAUAUUCACCCAGCCCAUCCCCUGGUCAGCAGCGGUCGGAAGGCGGCAGGAACAGGGCCCCAUCGGGCCCCCCCGCAAAGCGUGCGGCGGCGCCGGCUACGGGGGUCAUUGAGGGCCCGGCAGGGGGGACCAGGAGCACCCAAGGACAGAGGGGGGGACGGCCGGGGGGCUCAGGUACGGCGGCCGUGCCCGCCCGACGUGUGGAGCAGGUGGAGACGGGCCCGGUCAGCAGGCCUCGGCGAGAGGGAUCCCAGAUUACGGUGGCUAGCCCCUCAGCUGCUACGGCUGGCCACUUGCAGGAAGACUGCAGCAGAGUUACGCCUGGCAGGAAAGCGCCGGCAAAAUCCGCUCACGGGUCCAGGGCCCGCAGGGAGAGCGAAUCCGGCCCUGGGCCUUCGGCCGCCGGGACCGAGCUGCCCGGGGGGUCAUCAUCGGGGGAAGAGGGGCUGUGCGAGGACCAGUCGGAUGGGGAGCUGUCCGGUUCGGAGGAGGAGGUCGUGCCCAGGACGGUGCCUACAGCGAGGGAUUCCAGACGAUCGGCUGAUGGGAUUGCUUCCACGCAGCCCGUGGGACAGGUUCCGGGAGUUGGUGCCGGAAGCAGAGGAGCGAGGGGUCCCCUGUCCGGAAUGGCUGUGGCAGAUUCCAUUGGAAUCAUCUCCACCUGGAUUAAAAAAUCGGUGAGUGCGGGUACUUGGGCGGCCUAUGAAAAAGUAUGGGUAGAAUGGAGUAGCUUGGUAAUGGAAUCUGAGGUGCACCUCUCGGGACCGGAGGUGAGGACGUUGGUGUGGUACUUUUUGUCCAGGAAUAUCGAGGCAGGAGUGUCUCAGUCGGUAUUGGAUAAGAAGUUGGCCGGUUUGGCGUUUUUAUUCAAGUGGCAGGGGUUGCCAGAUUUUACAAAGGAUUUCUGGGUGCGCCAGGCUCUGAAAGGGUACAGGAAGCAAGGGCGGCGGCUGGAUACGCGCCGCCCUGUGUCUUUCGACGUUUUAAAAGGGUUGAUGGAUAGGAUGGGCACUGUGGGUUCGUCCGUUUUUGAAGUUACAUUGUUUCGCGCGGCAUUUGCGCUGGCAUUUUUCGGGGCUUUUAGGAUAGGCGAGUUGGUGAGCCCGUCGAGAAUCGUCCAAGGGGGCAUGGGGGCAUCGGACGUUAGUUGGGCCCCGGAGGGGGUCACGUUGUGGCUCAGAAGGUCCAAAACGGACCAGAGUGGCAAGGGCAGAGCGGUCCAGGUGUUCCCGAUCGAGGGAUCGGAACUUUGCCCAGUGGGGCUGGUCCGGAAAUAUCUGGACAUCCGUCCGGCGGUUGGGGGCACCUUUUUGGUACACAAAAAUGGGGCCCCGCUGUCGAGAUAUCAGUUUGUGGCGGUGUUUAGGAAGUGUCUGGGGGAAUUGGGCCUGGUGGCAAGGGAGUUCUCGGCUCAUUCAUUUAGGAUUGGGGCUGCUACGGAGGCGGCAAGGAAUGGACUAGGGGAGGACGCAAUAAAGAGGAUAGGAAGGUGGGAAUCGAGGAGGUUUCGUUCAUAUGUUAGGCCGCAGCUGGUGGCAAAUUUGCGGUGAGAGUUUGGGAGUUGUUGUUGGGAUAAGGGGAAAUGAGUUAGAUGACUGUUUUGAAACGUGGGUGUCGCUGUAUUGGGGGAUGUGUUAGUUAUUUGUUGUUGCUUACUGUCUUUCAGGUACUGGACCUUUGUUGGUCUGGAUUUUGGGCCACUCUUACGUGGUUCGGGGGGAAAAACGGGCGGAGGCGCGCCCGACCGGUCGGCAACUGGGGAUUUCGAGACAGGAGGCGAGGGUACGGUGGUUGGGGGUACCCGGGAUGUUAUGGAGCAGAGUUGUGCCGGAGGUUCACAAAUGGGCACGUUUGGACAGACCUCCGGAUGUGCUAGUGAUUCAUGCUGGGGGCAAUGAUCUUGGGGUGAGAUCUAUGCUGGAGAUAGCGCGGGAUAUUAAAUUCGACUUUCAGCGGCUCCGGUUGUCUUUCCCGGAGACGGUAGUGGUGUGGUCGGACAUGGUGGCUAGGACAGCGUGGAGGAUGGCGAGGUCGGUAGACGCGGUGAAUCGUGCGCGCAGGAAGCUGAACAGGAAUGUGGGGCGUUUUGUGCUAAGGAACGGGGGGCUGGUGGUUCGGCACCCGGAAUUGGAGGUUGACCCUUGGCGUUACCUCAGGAGUGAUGGUGUUCACCUCACGGACGUGGGGAUUGACAUGUGGGCUUUGCGCCUAGAGGAGGGGGUACAACAAGCAAUGAGGGUGUGGAGG